This is a messenger RNA of Diaporthe amygdali, 204 nucleotides long. RefSeq lists its product as uncharacterized. Gene Ontology annotation, cellular component: oligosaccharyltransferase complex. The record is from RefSeq and is a predicted model, not a curated record. The transcript has 2 exons. NCBI's taxonomy places the organism in Eukaryota, Fungi, Ascomycota, Sordariomycetes, Diaporthales, Diaporthaceae. The coding region runs from base 1 to 204 and encodes 67 amino acids.
AUGAUCUCCGACGACGACCUGUACAGGCUCGCCCUGUUCCUAGGAUCUGCUGCUAUGGUCCUUAUUGUCGGAUACCACUACAUCGAGGUCAAUGCUAAGGACGACGAGAAGGCCACCGCACAACGGGCUGGAAAGCAAAGCGCCGCACUUAACAACCGGAGGUUCAGACCAGUGGUCGACAGGAGGGACGCGCAGAGCCCUUGA